CGCUGAGAUCGUAUGCUCUGCGUUUCUAGGAGCUUCGUGCUGCGGGUGGUUUGUCUCUGGUGUUCAGAGGCGCACGCCAAAUUGGUAGUUUGGCUGGAAUUUGGACUUCAUAGAUGGCUCUGAGUAAAUCAAUGCAUGCAAGAAAUAGAUACAAGGACAAACCUCCUGAUUUUGCAUAUCUGGCAUCCAAAUAUCCAGAUUUUAAGAAACAUGUUCAGAUGAAUCUGAAUGGAAGAGUGAGUCUUAAUUUUAAAGACCCUGGGGCAGUCAGAGCUCUGACUUGUACCCUCCUGAAAGAAGAUUUUGGACUUUCUAUUGAUAUUCCAUUGGAGAGACUAAUUCCCACAGUUCCCUUGCGACUCAACUAUAUUCAUUGGGUAGAAGAUCUGAUUGGUCAUCAGGCCUCUGAUAAAAGUACUCUCCGAAGGGGAAUUGACAUAGGUACUGGAGCAUCCUGCAUCUAUCCUUUACUUGGAAGUACCUUAAAUGGCUGGUAUUUCCUUGCAACAGAAGUAGAUGAUAUGUGCUUCAACUAUGCAAAGAAAAAUGUGGAACAGAAUAACUUAUCUGAUCUUAUAAAAGUGGUAAAAGUACCACAGAAAACACUCCUGAUGGAUGCUCUUAAAGAAGAAUCUGAGAUAGUCUAUGACUUUUGCAUGUGCAAUCCUCCCUUUUUUGCCAAUCAGUUGGAAGCCAAGGGAGUAAACUCUCGAAAUCCUCGAAGACCUCCACCUAGUUCUGUAAAUACAGGAGGUAUCACAGAGAUCAUGGCAGAAGGAGGCGAAUUAGAGUUUGUUAAAAGGAUCAUCCAUGACAGUUUACAACUUAAAAAAAGACUAAGGUGGUAUAGCUGUAUGCUGGGAAAGAAAUGCAGCCUUGCUCCUCUGAAGGAAGAACUUCGUAUACAAAGGGUUCCUAAAGUCACCUACACUGAAUUCUGUCAAGGUCGGACAAUGAGAUGGGCCUUAGCUUGGAGUUUUUAUCAUGAUGUAACAGUACCAUCACCACCAAGUAAACGAAGAAAACUAGAGAAGCCAAGGAAGCCCAUUACAUUUGUAGUGUUGGAAUCUGUGAUAAAAGAAUUAUUCCUCAAAGCAUUCCCUUUGGGCCCUGAAACAGUCGAAGGCAUCGUAGUUGUAACGACAUGGAUUGAAAAAAUUCUCAGUGAUCUGAAGGUCCAGCAUAAACGAGUUCCCUGUGGAAAGGAAGAAGUUAGCCUUUUCCUAACAGCCAUAGAAAACUCCUGGAUUCAUUUAAGGAGAAAGAAAAGGGAACGAGUGAGACAAUUGAGAGAAGUUCCUCGAGCUCCUGAGGACGUCAUCCAAGCCUUGGAAGAGAAAAAGUUCACCCCCAGAGAGUCUGGCAGUAGCAGCCAAGAUGUGGCUCAGGGCCCCCAGGAGAGUGCCCCGCACGGGUCUGCUCUGCAGGAAGGCGGAUCAGCGUGCGGGCCUGCUGUGCUGGAAGGCGAGUCAGAGUCAGCAGAGUCAGCAGAGUCAGCGUGCGGGCCUGCUGUGCAGGAAGGCGAGUCAGAGUCAGCAGAGUCAGCGUGCGGGCCUGCUGUGCGGGAAGGCGAGUCAGCCCCUGUGAAGGGCCAUGGCCCAGUCCAGGACUCACUUUCCCAGGAAGAAAACCCAGAACCCAUGGAGGAUGAAAGGAGUGAGGAAAAGGGAGAGAUGGAGGGUUUGGAAAGUUGUAAAGGCUCUAGCAAUGGAGCCCAGGACGGAGAGGGUUCUGAGCAGUCCAGCAACCCGGUAUCUGACAAAGGGAACCAUCUCGAAGGAGUGGCCGGACAUUACCUAUUCAAGUGUUUGAUAAACGUUAAGAAGGAGGUAGAUGAUGCCUUAGUUGAAAUGCAUUGGGUUGAGGGUCAGAACAGGGAUUUGAUGAACCAGCUUUGUACCUAUAUACGUAACCAAAUUUUCAGACUUGUUGCUAGUUAACUCCAAACUUCUGGCACAAUCAGGAAAGAUCUGUAGAGUACCUUGCUUUGGAGUGGCCUGUGGGUGGCAAGAGGAACUUUACCAUUGGCCUAUUGGUGGGGAGCAUUAUGUGGCAUUAUCUUUAAAAACAGAAAAAAUUCAUUUUUUAACCCCCCUUCCUUUUUUUUUUCUUUUUUUUUUUUUUUUUAAGUUUCAGGGCAAUGUAGUAUAGUAGUUCAGGAGGAAGAAUUGUGGUUAUCAGCAUCAACAAAAAGCCAUCAGAAAACUCAGAAGGAAUUUAAACCUGACUUAAACUGCUCACCUUUGCUUUAGAUUUCUUCUGAGGCCAAAAGGAUUAUUUUUGGAAUCUGGUCGUGGUCAGAACUGUAUAGAGCAUCAUGCUGUCUCAGCCCCCAAGUCGAGGCAGUACACCAGGGCAGAGAGGCUCUGUGUCCUCUUCUAGAGACACCUUGAAGACUGAAGACUUUCUCUGGGUGCAUAUGAUUGAUUACCCCUGUGUCAGUCCUAAAAAAGAACUGGUCUGAUGGUAGGUGGUGGGAGAAUCAGGGAGAGAAAACUUAGUAAUGCCAGAAGGGCUGAUCUGGGCAGCGCCUGAAAACGUCACUUUGCUGACUCAUGUCUGUUUUGAUGACACUUCAUAAACAGUUAGGGAAGCAAAACUCCUACAUGUGACUGAAACACAGCAGAAUGAAGCCAUACCCCUACCUCCAACCUGUGGGAAGUACUGUCUUGUAGCAGUUUUACUAGUGUGUGCCAUUUGAAAUGGAGCUUUGUUUUGUGUUUUUUAAUAUAAGAAUAUUCAGAAUUGAAAACUGCCCAUCCUGUUUGAAUCCUGGGAUUGGGGAAGAUAUUUUCUUGGCUUUGAAUGGAUGAAUGAUGAUAGAAGUAAGAAAUGGAGCAAGAUAGUUAUAUGCAGUAGUAGUUAUAUGCUUGAGAAAUUCUCAUCUAUUGGCAGAUAAGUUGUAGCUGAUCAAAGAACUGUCUUUUGUGGGGCCCUUGGUAAUCCCCCUCUGUGCUUAACUGUUAGCAUAGGAGAAUUCGGAGGCCCAGGUAACCGUGUUCUUAAAAUGCAUUUCCAGUCGGAAUGUUAGGGCUCAGCAGGAAUGCCUCUGGAAAAGGAGUUUCUUUUUUUUGUUCUCUCGGUAUUUUGGUUACCCUCUGCUGUGCUUCACUUUCAGCAGCCCAGUGUUCUAUUUAGUCUGAAAUUUUUUAGUAUGAUGCCAGAGUUCCUUAUUAUCUGCAAAGAAGACUGGAGCCAAGUAGUUAAGCCAUACUUUAAAAGGUGGCUGUUGGUUAGGGCAGAAUACUGAUGACCUCAGCAUAUGUUGGCAGUAGCUAGACCAGGCCCCCAGCAAAGAUACAGGACAUGAAAUAGGGCUCUAAUAUACCUCACUGUGGCAGUGGAUACAGAGAUGCAGAAGAUAACACAUUAACCCAUCAUUGUUCUUAACCUGUCUGUGAAUCUCUAGAGAAUCCAUCAACCUCCUGGAUUGUUUUUAAUAGCUCUGUGAGCGCAUGUGGGGUUUUCUGUUUGUUGUUUGUUUUUUCCUGGAGAGAAGGGUUCCUGAAUUAGAGUGACCAGUAACCCACUGAAGAUUAGGAAACACUAUUCUAGUCCAACCUCUCAUUUGACAGAAAGAGGAAACCAGCCCUGAGCGCGGUCACACAGAGUCAGUAUUUAACCUGUGGCCUGAGUUCCUCCAGUCCAGCCAUCCUGCUGCGCUUGCCUCUGGCGACACGUUGGAUCGUACGCCAGACCCGAACCCAGUUUCUACCUUGAGAGAAUUUUAGGGUAAUUGAGUUAGGUGGCAGCUAUUCAUUCAGUAAGUGGUCAGUAAGUAUUGUUUGUUUGUUUAUUUAUUUCAUUAGAAAAGAAUAGCACAUGCCCAUUAAAAGUUCGGAAAAGUGAAAGAAAACAGUAACAAAGUCAUCCCUAGUCUCAACCUUCUUAAACACAACCACUACUGGUAUUUUAGUAUUUCCUUCUAGUCUCCUUUUCUGUAGUUGGAGUGUGUGAUUGUGUGGGUUUAACUUUGGUUGUACUCAUGGUGUUUUCAGUUUUAUAUUCUGUUUUUCAUUUAGCACCUUAUAAGUAUUUUUCCAUGUUAUUACAAUAGUUUAUUUAUUUAUAUUCCUUGCCUGUUCAAAAUGUAUUUCAGGCGCAGUAUUAGCCUUUGUUUAGAUCUAGUACUUAGAGAUUCCCAGGGAAUAUGCUACAUAACUAGAGGCACAAAUGAUUUGUCUUGUGUCUGUGUUUCAGUGCCCCAGGUUUAAGGCUUCGUGUCAUGGAUGAGGUUUUAUUGAUACUGUGUUAAUGCUCUUUUACAGUUUAAACAGUAUGUGACAAGGAAAGCUUCCACUGCUAGAGCUGAGUGCCUUUUUUGCAAUUGGAUGUCUUCAUUUCCUUCUCUGAGAAUCGUUUAUCUAAUGAGAGAACACUGAAAACAUUUUAAUAAGACAUAAAAAUUCUUUUAGGCAUGCGUAUACUUUAUGAUUGUGGGAUAUGUGAUGUGAUAGCAUAUACCUCUUGUAGAGGGGGGAAAUAAUUUAUUUUCUUUAAAGAAAUAGGUUAUUGACCCAUGUAUCAUGUUGAAUGAUACUUGCCUUAAAUGUCUAGAGAUCAAGUUCAUGUUGGUGGAUUGGUAUGGAAUUAAAUCUUUGUGAUAUUAUCUUAAAUUCUAUUCUAGUCCCUGGCAUUGGCUUGUGAUCUCCUAUAACUCAAAUGGGAACAGAAGCUGGGCUUGUUUUCUAAUGGGGACUAAAGCUGCUUUUGUUCUUUGGAAUCUGCUUUGCUUCCAGCAGUCUGGUUGCCUCACCCCACAUCCUUGCCCGGCUGUUCACUUACCAGAACAUUGCUGCAUGUCCUUGCAGGGUUGGCGUGUCUGGUAGGGUUUCCACCGAUCUUAAGAGUUCAUGUUUAUUACUUAAAACUUUAGUAUAAAUAUUUAAAACAUAAAACCUCUCUUCUUGGUAGAAAUCAAAGCUUAUGCUGCAAACAUACCAAAUUCUACAAGUGAUAAGAGUGAAAGUGUGGGAAAGAUGCAAAACCCCUUGGAAAACCAGAGGCCCCUUGAAGGUGUUAGCCCCUUCAUCUUAAACAGCAGCAUUUUCCUCUGUGGCCACAUGGGGGCACCUUUGGCCCUUUCAUCAAGCACCUUAGCUGCACUGUGGGAAUGGAUAAAAUUGUGUCCUUGGUAUUUUCUUGAAAUACCCAUUUGCUA
Messenger RNA from Pteronotus mesoamericanus, 5161 nucleotides. RefSeq names its product methyltransferase 16, RNA N6-adenosine (gene METTL16). Gene Ontology annotation, molecular function: 23S rRNA (adenine(1618)-N(6))-methyltransferase activity. NCBI's taxonomy places the organism in Eukaryota, Metazoa, Chordata, Mammalia, Chiroptera, Mormoopidae. The record is from RefSeq and is a predicted model, not a curated record. The transcript has 10 exons. Gene Ontology annotation, cellular component: nucleus. Gene Ontology annotation, biological process: rRNA base methylation. The coding region runs from base 114 to 1940 and encodes 608 amino acids.